GACACCUCUCUCUCUCUCUCUCUCUCUCUCUCUCUCUCUCUCUCUCUCUCUCUCUCUCUCUCUCUGCAAAAUGAAGAGCAACACGAACACGAAGCUGAUCCUCCUCCACCCUUCAUCCUUCCACCCUUCUAACCACCACCGCCUAUUAUUCCUCCUCUUCCUCACUUUCUUCACUCUCCUCUUCACCUUCGCCCUCUUCACCACCGUCAACGUCCCCUCUUCCUCCACCACCACCCCCUCCAUCUCCACCUUCUCCCCUCUCCCUCCCUCCAUCUCCAAAGCCCUCCUCCACUAUGCCACCACCUCCAACACCACCAUCGCCACCACCAAACCCAUGUCCCCCUCCGAAACCAACGCCAUCGCCUCCACCCUCCUCCGCACCCCACGCCCCCCCAACUUCCUCAUCUUCGGCCUUACCCACGAGUCCCUCCUCUGGGCCGCCCUCAACCACCGCGGCGGCCGCACCGUCUUCGUCGACGAGAUCGAAUACAUCAUCUCCAAGUUCGAGCAGAACAACCCCGGAAUCGAAGCCUACGACGUUCAGCUCACAACCAAAGUUACCGAACACAAGAACCUUCUCUCACACGCGAAGAAACACAGUAAAAAAGAUUGCAGACCCGUUCAGAAUCUCUUGUUCUCGGAGUGCAAACUCGCCAUUAACGACCUUCCCAACCAUAUCUACGAGGUUCCAUGGGACGUUAUACUCGUCGACGGUCCGCGAGGCUAUUUUCCGGGGGCUCCGGGGAGGAUGGCGCCGAUCUUCACAGCGGCGGUUCUCGCGCGGAGCAAGAAACCGCCGGGGAAGAAAACACACGUGUUUGUUCACGAGCUAGGAAGAGAAGUGGAAGCGGUUUUCAGUAAAGAAUUUCUCUGUGGGGAGAAUAUGGUGGAGAGGGUAGAUUCGUUGGGGCAUUUUGUUUUGGAAAGUGAGAUUGAAAACAGGGAAAGUUUCGGUUUUUGCAGGAAUUCUAGUUACCCUUUAUCUUCUUCAUCUUCAUCUUCGUCUUCCUCGUCGUUGCCGUCAUGACCAUUGAUGAAUCACAGAGGUGUGAUUUUUAGAUAAUAUCUGUAAAAUAAUGUUUUUUUUUUCCUUUUUAAUAUUUUAAUAGGGAAAAAAGUGUAAUUUAAGUUAGCGUUACACAAUAGUGGCAUGCUUUCAACGGUUUUUCUCUCCCCAAAAAAGGGGUGGGAACGGGAAAAUGGAGCUUUAGAAAAUCAAAAUUUUUAAUUAUGUUUUGGUGCUGUAGCUAUGAUUGUAGCUUUGGUUAUUUGCUUUGGUAAGAAAAAUUGAAUUUUGAAAAAAGUUGAAACUUGUAAUUGCUGUUCACGGGUAACAGGGUCAGGGAGGACCUGUUAAACGUUUUUACCGUUUAAUUGGUAAAAUUUCAAAUUUAGCAAAUUUUUUAUUUUUCAAGAUUUAAAAUAAAUUAUGUUUUUUAAAUACUCAACCGUCGUCGUAGCAAAAUCCAUAAUUGAAUUAGGCGGGAGUGUUAGAUGCUGAUGGGAUAUGAGUAUGAUGUGUGAGGAUUUUAAU
Arachis stenosperma is the source of this 1534-nucleotide messenger RNA. Its product is annotated as protein IRX15-LIKE. Bases 71 to 1027 code for a protein of 318 amino acids. The record is from RefSeq and is a predicted model, not a curated record. The transcript has a single exon. Gene Ontology annotation, biological process: xylan biosynthetic process. NCBI's taxonomy places the organism in Eukaryota, Viridiplantae, Streptophyta, Magnoliopsida, Fabales, Fabaceae.